This is a messenger RNA of Malaya genurostris, 2411 nucleotides long. RefSeq names its product ethanolamine kinase (gene eas). Bases 818 to 1894 code for a protein of 358 amino acids. Gene Ontology annotation, biological process: phosphatidylethanolamine biosynthetic process. The transcript is spliced from 5 exons. Gene Ontology annotation, cellular component: cytoplasm. The record is from RefSeq and is a predicted model, not a curated record. Gene Ontology annotation, molecular function: ethanolamine kinase activity. Lineage: Eukaryota; Metazoa; Arthropoda; Insecta; Diptera; Culicidae.
GUGUAAGCAGAAGAAUGUGUUGCAGUAUUCGGUUUGAGAAAUAUGCAGUGUUUUUCUUUUAAUUAUCAGUAAAUGUUCUUGUUGCUUUUCUGAUUUUCACUGCAGAGAUUCUUAUAAUUAAGUGUUAAUGGAAUGUACAAUUUUUACAUAAUUUAUCAAGAUUCACUUCCAAAAACAAAACUGAACGAUAAUGUGAUAAUUUUGCCAUUUGUGUUGGUGUGAAUCCGCUGAGAUGUAACCAAAGUUCGUUAUUUUAGCCAACAUAGCCACUGUUGGGUCUAGCAGCGGACUGUUUCCAAACAUCUAACACAAUCGGUAGCAGCGAUUUGGUGUGGUUUUUUCAUUCCAUGCUCGGUCUUACUGGCCGUAUAUCAUCAUCAGUUUGCUUUUGUCGUUCACUGCAGGCAGACGUGCUUUGUUUACAAUUACGUGUAUAACUACUGCAAAACAAAUCGCUACUUUAGUGAGUGAUAGAAUGAAAUAGAAUUUGAUCACUAUUCUAUUCGAGUGAGUCAUUGAAGUAGGUGAAGAACUAUUUUGAUCGAAAGGAUAAGGUCUGAAUUCUGUGUGACUACGAAUCUUUCCGAGCAGAUAAUCUUGCAGUAAUAAUAUUGUUUCUAGUGAUAAGUGAGUUAGCGUACCGAAAAGGCCUCCCCUUUAUCGGCUUGUCGAAGGAGCUGUAAAUUGUGAAUCGUGCUGUUAAUCAGCUAAUAUUUGCUCCGGUUAUCAACAGCUCGAGUCGCAAGUAGGCCGUGUCUUCUUGGUGCCUUGGUGAACUGUUUGCGGUUGGACAUAGCCAACUACGAUCGCAGCGAGAAUGUCCGAGGUGCCGAAGCUUGAUAUAACCGUUGAUGAGCGUGACGUGAUUCGUGGGGCCACCGAUGUGCUGAAGGUUAUCAGACCGCACUGGCUAAGCGACAGUGUUCAGUUCAAGCUAUUUACCGACGGAAUCACCAACAAAUUGGUCGGAUGUUUCAAUCAAAACAACAACCAAAGUGACAACGAUGAUAGCAGCCUCGACAGCCCGGGGGACGUUGUGCUGAUUCGGGUGUACGGGAACAAAACCGACCUGUUGAUUGACCGGAGGAAAGAAACGGAGAACAUCCAGUUGCUGCACCGGUACGGUUAUGCACCGGCACUGUAUGCGACCUUUCGCAAUGGGCUAGCGUACGAGUACGUGCCGGGAGUGACGUUGACGCCCGAUAGCUGCCGGGAGGAAUGCGUGUGGCGCCUGGUUGCCAAAAGGAUGGCUCAGAUGCACAAAGUCGACGACGGAAAGAACGGAAGCGGAAGGGAACCGAUGCUACCGACCAAGCUCAACCAGUUUCUGAAGCUGAUUCCACAAACCUUCAGCGAUCCGGUGAAGCAUGCGAGGAUAUCUCAAAUAUUUCCGAGUGUGACGGAGUUGAGACGUGAUUUUAACGAUCUGUACGGGAAACUUGUUCGUCUGGCUAGUCCGACCGUUUUCUGCCACAACGAUCUUCUGCUAGGGAACGUGAUCUACUGCAGGGAGCGCAAUCGAGUGACGUUCAUCGACUACGAGUAUGCCGCCUACAAUCACCAAGCUUUCGAUAUUGGCAAUCAUUUUACUGAGUUUGCAGGAAUCGAUGAGAUCGAUUACGACCGAUACCCGGACAAAGCGUUUCAGUGUCAAUGGCUGAGGGUCUACCUGGAUGAGUUCCGUGGGCAUGCCAGCACGGAUAGUGAUGUAGAGCGGCUGUACGUGCAGGUGAACCAGUUUGCGUUGGCAUCUCACUUUCUGUGGUCGAUAUGGGCGCUCAUUCAGGCGGAACAUUCGACGAUCGCGUUCGAUUUUAUACAGUUUGGCGAAACCCGCUACCGAGAAUACCUUCGACGGCGCGAGGAGUUCCUAUCGUUGACCUACCAAAACUGAUCUCGUUGGUCAACCGAAAUCUCACCUGCAACCAAAAGAAGGGCAGAAAACGUAUCGUUCUUGGGGCCAGCACCUGUGAUUUUCUUCUGCCAAAGCUAAUUUGGAAAAUAUUGGACUCUUCUUCAAACCAACGUACCCAAAAAAAAAAGAAAUAAUGAUGUUCAUUCCACUGCUGGUGUAACACCGCCAUAUCCGAAGCUCAAUUCCCGACCAGCCCGGAAAACUAAGAGAACUGAAAGUUUUAUCCUCAAGAUUUCAGACGAAUGUGAAGUAGCCCAAAGCAAUAUUGUGUUUAGUUUUGCUGUUUGUUUGUUUGUUUUAAAUAUUUUAACAUAUAAUUAGACAAAAAAUCACCGUUUAGUCAUACCAAUUAAACUUUUUAUGAAGUUAAUUUAUUUCCUAUUAUUUACACACCGUUGUUCAGCGAAACGUUUUACGUCUAACGUGUGGUAACGGUUCAAUCCUAAACUAAACAAGUGUCAAUCUCCUACAAAACAAAAAGUACUCUAUAAAUGCA